Eptesicus fuscus (big brown bat) is the source of this 5667-nucleotide messenger RNA. RefSeq names its product glutamine rich 2 (gene QRICH2). Bases 46 to 5637 code for a protein of 1863 amino acids. Lineage: Eukaryota; Metazoa; Chordata; Mammalia; Chiroptera; Vespertilionidae. The transcript has 22 exons. The record is from RefSeq and is a predicted model, not a curated record.
GGCGCGCCCAUCACUGAGAGGGGCGUGUCCAUCACCGAGAGGGGCAUGCCCAUCACCGAGAGGGGCAUGCCCAUCACCGAGAGGGGCGUGUCCAUCACCGAGAAAGGCGUGCCCAUCACCGAGAGGGGCGCGUCCAUCACCGAGAGGGGCGUGCUUCCGAAGGCCAAGCACGUGCCGGGGAUGGGCAAGGCGGUGCCCGAGAUGGGCAAGGCGAAGCCGGAGACAGCAAAGCCUCUGCUGGGGAUGGCCAUGCCCAUGCCGGGGCUGGUCUCGCCUGCUCUGGGGGUGGCACCGCCCACUCCAGGGAUGGCCAUGCCCGCGCCUGGGAUGGCCAAGCUGAUGCCCGAGAAGGCGCGGGGGUUAAUGAAAUUGUGGAAGGAAGGUCCCCAGGUCAUGGAGAUGCUCCAGAACGUCAUGGAGGACGUGAAGAUCCUGAAGGAAGCCCAGGAAAGGGCACAGGAGGCCCCAGAGUUCAGCCCGACGGAGCUCCUGCAGCGGGUUGAGGAAGUAGAGAAGAUAGUCAGAAACCGGGAGGAAUUCCUGGAACCCUUCAGCCGGAAGAUGACUAUGCUGCCCCCUGGAGAGGAAGUCACCAUGGUCACCUGGGAGGAGCUGGAGCAGGCCAUUACUGACGGCUGGAAGGCCUCACAGGGCAUAGAGACAACGCCAGCGAUUCUUAAGCGCAAAGGGAAAACUCCCGUGUCACGUGAACUGAGUGCAAGUACAACCUCCAUUGGGUACCCAAGUGCCGACCAGGCUCUGGACUCCGCUGGUGGCUUUGGCCCAGAUCAGACCCUGCUGGGACCCGGCGGACCAAGACACCCCUCUGAAGGGUUUCUUGACAGAGAACCACACCACCCAAGGGUCCGUGAUGAAGCCGGGCUGGCAAAAGCCCAUCACCCCCCGAUGCCCCAAUUCAGAGCUGAAGCUGAUCAUCACAGGCCUAGAGAGCGGCCCAGCUCAGCACGUAUGAGAAGAGAUGAACGAGACGCACACCCUGGCCCAGUUCCACAGGACUUACCCAGAGACCGGCAUCAUCUCAUCCCCCCGGAUGCUCGUGGGGGGAUGCCCCCCAGCCCGAGUCAAGUCAUGUACGCAAGGCCAGACCAACUUGGGCCAGGGCCACCUGGCCUGGAUCAGCUUGAGUUUCAACCUCCUAGCGUUUACCCAUAUGGCCUACCCUUCAGCACGGGCCAGCUGGGUAUGAUGCCACCUGGACUGGAUGAACAGGGAUUGGUACUACCUGGCAUGGGUCAGCAGGAUGUGGUGCCACUUUGGGUACCCGGCAUGGGUCAGCAAGGACUGGAACUACCUAGUACAGCACAGCCUAUUAUGAUUCCACCGAGUACACAACAGUACGGUGUGAGAUUUCCUGGCCCAGACCAACGUGCCAUGGAGCGGCCUGCAAUGGAGGAGAGUGGUGUGAGACCCGUUGGCAUAGAUCAGCGUGGAUUUCCAAUAUAUGGCAUGGAUCAACAAGCAAUGGUUCCACCUUUUAAAGAUCAGCAAGGCUUUGUACAGCCCGGUUCGGAAUCACCUGGCUUCAUACCACCUGGCAUACCGCAGUACGAUCCUGGUUUGGUCCCACCUGGUGCAGGCCAGCCUGGUUUGGUCCCACCUGGUGCAGGUCAGCCUGGUUUGGUCCCACCUGGUGCAGGUCAGCCUGGUUUGGUCCCACCUGGUGCAGGCCAGCCUGGUUUGGUCCCACCUGGUGCAGGUCAGCCUGGUUUGGUCCCACCUGGUGCAGGUCAGCCUGGUUUGGUCCCACCUGGUGCAGGUCAGCCUGGUUUGGUCCCACCUGGUGCAGGCCAGCCUGGUUUGGUCCCACCUGGUGCAGGCCAGCCUGGUUUGGUCCCACCUGGUGCAGGGCAGCCUGGUUUUUUCCCACCUGGUGCAGGUCCGCCUGGUUUUUUCCCACCUGGUGCAGGUCAGCCUGGUUUUUUCCCACCUGGUGCAGGUCAGCCUGGUUUAGUCCCACCUGGUGCAGGUCAGCCUGGUUUGGUCCCACCUGGUGCAGGUCAGCCUGGUUUGAUCCAACCUGGAGUUGAUCAGCGUGGUUUGGUACAGACUGGUAAAUAUCCACCCGGUUUUGUACAGCCAGGUGCAUAUCCAUAUGGUUUGGCUCAACCAUAUGUUUUGGCUCAACCACGUGGUUUGGUCCAGCCUGGUGCAUAUCCACAUGGUUUCAUGCAGCCUGGUGUGGCAGGUCAGCCUGGUUUGAUCCAACCUGGUGCAGGUCAACGUGGUUUAGUCCAACCUGGUGCAGGUCAACCUGGUUUAGUCCAACCUGGUACAGGUCAACCUGGUACAGGUCAACCUGGUGCAGGUCAACCUGGUACAGGUCAACCUGGUGCAGGUCAACCUGGUACAGGUCAACCUGGUACAGGUCAGCCUGAUUUUGUCCAACCUGAAAUGGACCAGUAUGGUUUAGUCCAACCCGGUGCAGAUCAGCCUGGUUUGGUCCAACCUGGAAUGGAUCAGUAUGGUUUGGUCCAACCUGGAAUGGAUCAGCGUGAUUCAGUCCAACUUGGUGCAGGUCAACCUGGUUUGGUCCAACCUGGAAUGGACCAGUAUGGUUUGGUCCAACCUGGAAUGGAUCAGCGUGGUUCAGUCCAACUUGAUGCAGGUCAACCUGGUUUGGUCCAACCUGGAGUUGAUCAGCGUGACUUGGUACAGCCAGGUGCGUAUCCACCUGGUUUUGUACAGCCAGGGGCAUAUCCACCUGGUUUUGUACAGCCAGGGGCAUAUCCACCUGGUUUUGUACAGCCAGGGGCGUAUCCACCUGGUUUGGUUCAACCUGGUGCCUACCCACCACGUGAUUGGAUGCAGGCUAGGGUCUAUCCUCGCGCCUUGGUCCAGCCCAGUGCAUAUCCACGUGGUUUAAUGCAGCCGGAUAUUGCUCAGCCAGGUGUAGUCCCACCCGGUGCAGCUCAGGUAGUGGAACCUGGAGUAGAUCAGCAUGGUUUGAGGCAGCCUGAUGCUGAUCACCAAGGCUUGGUACCACCAGGCGCUGAGCCUCGUGGCUUUCCACGCCGAUAUCAGCAUGGCGUGGCACCUCCUGGCAGAGAUCAACAUGGCCAGGUAUCACCACGCCUCUCCAGGCAAGGUUGGAUGUCGCCUGGUAUGGACCAAGAGGGUUUGGCACCCACAGACACUUAUCCACGAGCCAUAGACCAGCGUGGUCCAAUACCGUUCAUCACAGGCGUGGUAUCCGCACGUCCAGAUCAGCAGCCUUGGUUACCACCUGACCUAGAUCAGCGUGGCCUGAUGGAUGCGGGUGCAGACCAGCGUGACCGUGAAUCCUUUAUCCAAGACUCACGUGGGCUCCUGUAUCCUGGCCCUUAUAGCCCAAGGUACCCAGGUGUCGAUCAACAUGUCCAAGUUCAUUUGGAUCCACACCAACGCAGGGCUUAUACUCAGACCACCACGAGCCCAGAUGUCCCCUGGGCUCGGAGUCUGGACUCCGUUAACGUAUCCAGGCAAGUCUCACGAGAAGCGAGUUUUAUUGAGCCUAAGAAACACGAUUCGCUGGAAAAAGUGGCUCCUAGCUUCCCCAUCGCCGUGGAGACCUUCCGCCUGAUGGGAGAGCUCAUCGGCCUCUACUCGGAGCUCAAGGAGAACAUGAAGACCCUGGACGUGCAGAAAGCCGGCGAGAGCGACUUGGAGAAGAUCCAGUACCUGCUCGCCCUCAUGGUCCAAAAGACCAUCCCGCCAGACCUGCAGGAGCAGCUGAAGUCCAUCAAGACCCUGACCAAAGAGGUUCGGCAGGAGAAAGCCAAGCUGGACAAGAUACAGAGGUUCCUGGAGGGCGAAGGGUUUCCAGAAAUGGGGAAGGAGGUGGCCGCUGGCCCGCUGGGCCUGCAGCUGGGUCUCCUCAGGGUCAGCGUGCACGACAUCGAGAAGGAGCUGUCCGACCUGAGGGAGAGCCAGGAGCAGGGCAAGGUCAACAUGGAGCACUCCGUCUCCGAGGCCUCCCUUUACCUGCAGGACCAGUUGGACAAGCUCAGGACCAUCAUCGAGAACAUGCUGGCCUCGUCGUCCACGCUGCUGACCAUGAGCAUGACCCCGCAGAAGGCCUCGGUCAGCUUGUCACCUGGCCAGAUUGACCCCAAGGCCACCUGCCCGGCCUGCAGCCUGGACCUGAGCCACCAGGUCAGCACGCUGGUGCAGCGCUACGAGCAGCUGCAGCACAUGGUCACCAGCCUGGCUGCCUCGCGGCCCUCCAAGAAAGCCAAGCUGCAGAGACAGGACGAGGAGCUGCUGGGCCACGUGCAGAGCGCCAUCCUGCAGGUGCAGGGCGACUGUGAGAAGCUCAACCUCAUCACCGGCAACCUCAUCGAGGACCAUCGGCAGAAGCAGAAGGACAUCGACGUGCUGUACCAGGGUCUGGAGAAGCUGGAGAAGGAGAAGGCCAACAGGGGGCACCUGGAGAUGGAGAUGGAAGUGAAGGCCGACAAGAGCGCCCUGGAGGCCAAGGUGAGCCGCAUGCAGUUUGACGCCACCACGGAGCAGCUGAACCACAUGAUGCAGGAGCUGGUGGCCAAGAUGAGCGGGCAGGAGCGGGACUGGCAGAAGAUGCUGGACCGGCUCCUGACCGAGAUGGACAGCAAGCUGGACCGCCUGGAGCUGGACCCCGUGAAGCAGCUGCUGGAGGAUCGGUGGAAGUCCUUGCGGCAGCAGCUCAAGGAGCGCUCCCCGCUCUACCAGGCGGACGAGGCGGCCGGCAUGCGGCGGCAGCUCCUGGCACAUUUCCACUGCCUGUCCUGUGACCGUCCCCUGGAGACAGCUGUGACUGGACAGGUCCUCCCCACCACGCCCGUGGGGCCCAGCCUGCCCGGGCACCGCUCCACCCGCCCCUACACCGUCUUUGAGCUGGAGCAGGUCCGGCAGCAGAGCCGCAACCUCAAGCUGGGCAGCUCCGCCUUCCCGCGGGCCGACCUGGCGUCGAUGGAGCGGAGCGUGGGGCGGCUGCGCACCAUGCACUCCAAGAUGCUGAUGGACAUCGAGAAGGUGCAGAUCCACUACGGGGGCUCGGUCAAGGCCAGCAGCCAGAUGAUCCACGAGCUGCUGCAGGCCCAGUGCCUGGGCUCCCCCUGCUGCAAGCGGGUGUCGGAGAUGUCCGACUACAGCUUCGCCACGGUGUCGCGGCACUGCGGGGGCAGCCACACCCUCACCUACCCCUACCGCCGCACCCGCCUGCAGCACCUGCAGCAGGGGCUGUUCCCCGAGGACAUCCAGAUCGCCAGGAAGCACCACGAAGUGGACAUCUUGGGCCUGGACGGACAUAUUUACAAGGGACGGAUGGACACGAGGCUGCCCGGCAUCCCGAACAAAGACAGCGCCGGGAACAACAAGCACAAGAUCAAGCCGUCCCGGUCCCACACGCACCGGCAGCCGGCCCUCGGCGACAGCAGCCAGCUGCCCUUGCGGCCUCAGAGCGCCCACAUGGCGGCUGGCAGCAUCUCAGCUACUUCUCGGCAGCACACAGACAGACCCGUCUCCUCGGAGGGGCGCCUCUCCCAGCCGAACGUGGCCCACCUGCCCAGCCCCAGCGAGAUGGCCAUGCACAUGGACGUGCCUCCCGGGGAGGGCAUGGAGGAGCCCACCCGGGGGCCCAGGACCCCCACUGCUCGCUGAGCAGAGCUAUAAAUAAAUGUUUUGGAAGAA